This is a messenger RNA of Acanthopagrus latus (yellowfin seabream), 4370 nucleotides long. RefSeq lists its product as uncharacterized. The transcript has 9 exons. The coding region runs from base 765 to 1451 and encodes 228 amino acids. NCBI's taxonomy places the organism in Eukaryota, Metazoa, Chordata, Actinopteri, Spariformes, Sparidae. The record is from RefSeq and is a predicted model, not a curated record. Gene Ontology annotation, cellular component: Golgi apparatus; endosome. Gene Ontology annotation, molecular function: GTPase activity; GTP binding.
UUUUUACGCACAACACUUUAUCUCAAUUCAGGAGACGCGUCCUCCUCACAGGUGAAGUGUAUUUAAUCUAACAGGUCACAGUUCAGCCUCUCUCCUCCUCUCCGGCUCUGUGACUCUUCGCUCUGACCCUCUCCAUGAUCGAGCACCACCUGUGGCGGCGGCUGAGUCAGACACCAGCGCGCAUCGACUGAACCCCCCCCCGGCAAGCCGUUGUUUUUUUUUUUGUUUUGUUUUUUUAAAAAAUCUGGGUACAAUGUCCGCCUGAGAGCACAGAGCGAUGCCCGGCUCGGCUCUGCGCGGUGUUGCUGGAGCCGCCGACGUCCUCACACACACUCAGUUAAUCAUCUGCCCACGCCAGGAUGCUCCGCGCUGCGAAAAUCGGAGAAAUGUUUCCGCCCGCUCGUCAUCAGCGCUCUCCUGACUGGUCCGCGUAGACGCCGGAGCGCCUUCUGCCGCUGCCGAUUGUUUUCAAGUUUGUUUUUUUUUCCUGUCAUCGCUUCCGUCUUUUGACAGUGUGAGAUCAAGGUGUGAUUUUUUUUUCUUUUCUUUCUCUUCUCUCUCUCUCUCUCAUCGGGAGGCGCCCCGGUGAUCAUUAUUUUGUGUGGCCGCGCGCAGUAAUGCAAGCACAGGGGCUGCUGCCGGAGGCUGCCGGAGACCGGGACUGAGCGGAGGGACGAUCUGCGCGUCUUUUCUUGGACACAUCUCGGAGAUAACUGUGCUUUGUGGCUCCCUCAGCCUGCGCUCUUUCCCUCCUUGGCAUUGCGAUGUCUGCAAGAAAGACAUCGUUGACGGACAAGCAGACUAAAAACGGAACGUCAAAAUAUGUGUUGGAGAGAUGCGCGUCUAUUAACGAGUAUUAUGAUAUUGCCUUCAAGGUGAUGCUGCUGGGAGACUCGUCCGUGGGGAAGACGUGCGUCUUGGUGCGCUUUAAAGACGGCGCCUUUCUGGGAGGCAACUUUAUAGCCACCGUUGGAAUAGACUUUAGGAAUAAAGUGGUGGAUGUCGACAACCUGAAAGUCAAGCUCCAGAUCUGGGAUACAGCCGGCCAGGAGAGAUUCCGCAGCGUAACGCACGCCUACUACAGAGAUGCCCAGGCGUUACUUCUGCUAUAUGAUAUCACCAGCAAGCUAUCAUUUGACAAUAUCAGGGCCUGGCUGACUGAAAUACACGAGUAUGCCCAGAAGGAUGUGGUCAUCAUGUUGCUCGGCAACAAGUCAGACAUGACUGCAGAGAGGGUCGUGAAGAAGGAGGAUGGGGAGAGACUUGCGAAGGAAUACGGCGUGCCAUUUAUGGAGACGAGUGCGAAGACGGGAGUCAACGUGGAGCUGGCCUUCCUCGCUAUUGCAAAGGAGCUGAAGCACAGAGUGACACAGCAGCCCAACGAGCCCAAGUUCCAGAUACACGACUACAUCGAGUCUCAGAAGCAGAAGUCUGGCUGCUGUGGUCUGUAGCUGAUCGUGAUCGCCAGGCAGAGACAACGCAGAAAGAGAGAAAGAGAGAGAGAGAGAGGCAGGGAGGGAGGGGGUGAGGGAGAUAAAAGUGUUUGCUCUCUUACAACAAAAGCCAAUCCCAGCACCGAACCCGAGAAGUGGACACUCUCGUCUUCUCCACUGAGCUUUUAACCGAACGGAUCUGGAUUGGCCGCCAUCCCUUAUUGGAAAUGUGAAUUUAAAUCUCUUUUAUGUCAUUUGUAGAAAUGUUUGUUGUCUUUGUGGUGACAGUUGUAUUGAAUUACAAGUCAGGAGUUGCAAUCUGAAAUGCUAUAUCCAUCUGCAGGGAUAAAAGUGUGUAUAUUAUCAAUCUACUCUGUAUAGCUGCGAACGUAUGGGGUGUAGGGGGUGUCACCUCGUGGUCAGGGGACAUGCAGGGCACACGGACUGACUCAGUGGAGCACGGACCGCCACGCAGAGCGGGUAGUCAGAGCGAGCCAGCCAUGAGAAGCCGCUGUCAGACUCUCUGUGCCGCAGCUUGAGAGAGUCACGGCUUUACUACAAGAGGCUCUCUGGUCAUAGCCAUGCUUUUAAUCCAUAAGCCCUUAAUAUGUUGUUAAAGAGUAUAGCACAAUUAUCAGUGGGCCCAUAUGUUGUGUUUUGUUCGUGUGUGUCGUUUCAGGGGCUGUUCAGGCUUUGUAACACUCCCCGCAGCUUCACGUGAGCGUCAUGGUAAAAAAAAAAAAAAAAAGUGUCAGAAUGUGUCAAUUUUGCAUCAUAUAAUGGGAAUCUGUUGGCUGGGUAGAGCACAUAAAAAUAAUCUCACGUGUACGUCCUCUUAAAUGAAGGCAGGGCCUCGCUCAACCUCGUGUUUGAAUUGAAACUGUUUUCGGCUGUCUCAAAUGCUGCUGUUUAAAGAGGCCGUAUUGUGCUCAUUUUCCGGUUCAUACUUUCAUUUGGAAAGCCUGCUAGAAUAUAUUUACAUGUUUUAUUGUUCCAAAACAUGUAAUCUUUCUCAUACUGCAGCACUUCUCUUCACCCUCCAUCUGAAACACUCUGUUUAAGAUCCUGUCUCUUUAAGGGCCCAGUCUGCUCUGAUUGGUCACCUACCACAGGCCUGAGCAGGACACUGCCUACAGUCUGUUCAGCUCUGUAGGUUUUUUUGCAACCAGAGUCACUGUAACCUAGUUUUGCUGCACCACUACCGUGAAUAUCAACACAAGAACCACUUUGUAAAUAAAAACCACCACUAAUGUUAGAACAGGUAAAUGUUUGGACUCGCUACCCAGCAGAACAAUCACAGCAUUAGUUGUUGUUGCAGAACAAAUUAUUUCCUUUGGUUUUACCACUUUUUCACAUGCGAGGAUCCCGCACUUAUAAAAAGGUUUGUAAAACAACAAAGCAAUUUCUAGCUGAGCGGGAGCUGCAUUAUCACAUUGAAGAAAAAGGCUAAAUGAAAAUAGUUGCUAAUCGCUAUUUAGUUGGCUUAAAAUGAAGUUUCACAUCCACAUAGAUUCUCUUGACUCUCCCUCAGUAUUACAACAUCAGUCAAACAUGGCCCCAGACUGUGGCAGUAAUCAACAUGACCGACAUUAGCUGAGUAAGUAAUGCUAACGGCCGAUUUAACAAGCUAGUAAAGAAAAUGAACGAUAAAGCAACACGUUUCCAUUUACAUCUAGACGCUGUUGUCCAAAGCAAAGUACAAUGAGUAAAACUGUCACAAGAAAGAAACCACAAGAAAUCACUGUUGAUAAAGUAAGAAUGAAAAAGCAGAAACAAUUUUCAGGCCCUUGUCUGAGCAUAACAAACGAAACAUGAGAAACAAACAGCCGGUAUCGAUCCAUCUUGUGCUUUUACUGUUGCCAUCACUCAUGGACGAUGCUGGAAUUGGUACACUUUGCUCUGACCUUUCACAUCUUUGUGUUCCCAAAGAUUGGUAUUGUACAAAUGUGUUACAUGAUGACUAAUGGAAGAGACGGCUGGACUACAAACAAAGCCUUUCAGGCAGUUUAAGAGUACAAUUCCCAGCAAUUCAGGCUUUGUAACAUCACAGAUGUUUGACAUUCAUAUAUGAAACACCAAAUGUAAGGGAAGACCUGAAAAGUACAAUAUGGCCUCUUUGACUGAGCUUCAGUAAUGUAGUAAUAGAAAGCAGCAUGUUGCAAAGGAACGUUCUGCCCUAUUUUCAAAAAACGUCGGCAUUUUCACUCCACUGGAGUUUGCAGGCCCGACUCCUGAUAAAUGACGGUUUUAUAAGAACAAUCAAUACGUCGGUUUGUGUGGAUAUAGCAUUUUGCCACGAAGCUCUGAGUUUGUUUUCAUCCCAGUUUUACCAGGCUGUGAACUGAACCCUUUUUGGCCUAACACUCCUCAUCAUCAUUCUUUGAUAUAUCAGUGUGUUUGAGAAGUGGACUUUCAGUCUUACAGUCAGAUUGUAGCUAAAAUGAUCCCGUCUGUUCACAUCUGUACUGCUGUUAGAUAGAAUAAAGCCAACGUUUUGAGGGCGCUCGCCCACUGUGUGUCUGUCUGUACAUUCAAUUCAGUGCCAGGGAAGAUUACACUGCAUUACUUUCAGAGUGCUGUAGGUGCACCACUCCACUGUUUCACUCCAAAGAGAUUUACUAUCAUCAUUUUCUUUUUCUUUGGUUAUAGAUUCCUCGGCAUGCAAUUUGCCUUUUCACACACAGCGCUCCCAGACAUCGUUGUGUCUCUCCUUUGCUGAUGGAUGUUGUUGUCUAGACUGUACCGAAGCUGUAUUUGUUCCCGCGCCGCAUCGUGUAAACUCGUUUCUUUGUACAAUGUUCAUUAUGAAUGUUUGCUUGUCGAACUUGCUCAGUGUCACAUCUGUCCCUCCUCUGAGGUGUCACGGUGAUCACAAAGUGCCAUGAAAAAGUGCUUUGUUAUCAUAUUAUAUAUAAAAAAAAUAUAUUUUGUAAUGUA